AUGAAAUAAUAGGCAAUCGGAAUGAAUAAAUCAGCAAAUCUUAGUAGAUAAUCCUCCUUCACAUCUCAGACAUCAAAUUCGGAUAAAAGAAAUAAAACUAAUUCUUACGUAUCAAUAUCACCUCGCUUCGAUCCAGAAAAGGGUUUGUAAUUUGAAAAUAGUGUGAAAGAAGUUAAAAUCAAAGAUGCUGAAACAGAUCCUUAACAAUAUAAUUAGAAUAAAUAAAACUCCGGGAAAUUCAAGAAACAAUCAAGUUUUACUUUAAAAACUUCAAAGGAUGAUUAAAUGAAAAAAAGCUAGUUCAGUAAAAAUUAAAGAGCAGAUAGCUUAGGCCCUUAAAAAUUAUAAUGA
Molecule: messenger RNA, 351 nt
Organism: Paramecium octaurelia
Lineage: Eukaryota; Ciliophora; Oligohymenophorea; Peniculida; Parameciidae
Source: the annotation of a GenBank genome assembly